UGUUAUCCUGUCACCCCGUGCUUUUUUGAGUUUCUUUUCGUAAAAUGCUAUUAAAUGAUUAAACAUUCAAAUGAAAAAAAAAGAAAUAUGGGAAUUUUCAAUAAACUAGCAGAAAUUCUCAAGCUGAAGAAAGAGCAAAUGACUAUUUUGGUGGUAGGACUAAAUAACAGCGGAAAGUCAACUAUAAUUAAUAAUUUUAGGACACCAGUCGAACGUACAUCUGUAACAGUUCCAACUGUUGGAUUUGCGGUAGAACAAUUUCAAAACCAAGGUAUUGGCUUCACAGCAAUUGAUAUGUCAGGUGCCAGUAGAUAUAGAAAUUUAUGGGAAUACCACUUUAAAACCUGUCAAGGAAUUGUAUACGUCAUUGAUUCUAGUGAUCGAAUGAGACUAGUUGUUGUUAAGGAUGAGCUCGAACUUUUGUUACAACAUCCAGAUUUGGAAAAUCGUCGCGUUCCCAUAUUGUUUUAUGGGAACAAAAUGGACUGUGCGGAUGCUCUUUCAAGUGUUAAAAUUGCAGCUGCUCUAGGACUAGAAAAUAUUGAAGACAAACCAUGGCACAUAAGUUCAAGCAAUGCAUUAACUGGUGAAGGCCUGGAAGAAGGUGUGCAAUGGCUAGUUGAACAAAUACGAAUGACUGUUUCCGAAUCAAAAGAUCACAAAAAGAGAAAAACAUCAAUAAAAUAGAUGAUAAGUCAAUAAGUCAUAUUAAGCUUAGCAAUGUCAAAAAUAUGCUGCAGACAUUUUGAUUUACUUCCCAUGCUCCUACCCAUUUAAACUUUUAGCAAUAAGAAUUACAUAAUGUUUGUGGGAUUAA
Episyrphus balteatus (marmalade hoverfly) is the source of this 817-nucleotide messenger RNA. It is a transcript of the gene Arl6, whose product is annotated as ADP-ribosylation factor-like protein 6. NCBI's taxonomy places the organism in Eukaryota, Metazoa, Arthropoda, Insecta, Diptera, Syrphidae. The coding region runs from base 55 to 687 and encodes 210 amino acids. The transcript is spliced from 4 exons. The record is from RefSeq and is a predicted model, not a curated record. Gene Ontology annotation, biological process: intracellular protein transport; vesicle-mediated transport; protein localization to cilium. Gene Ontology annotation, cellular component: cytoplasm; axoneme. Gene Ontology annotation, molecular function: GTP binding; GTPase activity.